Molecule: messenger RNA, 5544 nt
Organism: Scatophagus argus
Lineage: Eukaryota; Metazoa; Chordata; Actinopteri; Scatophagidae
Gene: c4b
Product: complement 4B (Chido blood group)
Exons: 41
Coding region: 86-5197 (1703 amino acids)
Biological process (GO): complement activation
Cellular component (GO): extracellular region
Molecular function (GO): protein binding; endopeptidase inhibitor activity
Source: RefSeq, a predicted model, not a curated record
UGAGAAAUACAAGGGUGGGUGACUUACAAAACCUCAGUUAAUCAAAAGCCUGUGUCAGAGCAGCCAAAGAGGUAGGAGCUGCACAAUGAAGUUCCACAUCUUAUCUAUACUUUUCCUGGUGUUGACCAUGGAGUCAGAGUGUUCUCUGAAGGACAGUUUCUUUAUCUCAGCCCCUCGAGUGUUUCAUGUAGGUGUUCAUGAGAAAGUGUUUGUCCAGAUGGGAGAGGCUCAUCUUAAUAAUCCUGUUACACUCUACCUGGAGCAUGAAUUGAAAGGUACUGUUGUGUCUGAGAAGAAAACUGUUGUGUGUGCUUCAGAAGGGGAGAUCAAAACAGUUGAGCUAAUGAUACAAAGAGACCUGAUGUCAGCGUUGCCUCAACGUAAUGAUGGGCCGUCCUACCUUUUGCUAAUCGCAGAGAGCCCCACCUUUAGGGAAAGGAAACAAACAAAAGUCCUGAUAUCGAAAAGCAGGGGCAAUAUCUUCAUCCAGACUGAUCAGCCAAUUUACAAUCCAACACAGACAGUGAGAUAUAGAAUAUUCACUCUUGACCACACAUUCAGACCUCAUGCAGGAGUGUUCCAGAUAUCAGUUAUUAAUGCUGCUGGAAACAGAAUAAUGAAGUCCCUUAAGGCUUCAAAAGGAGGAAUAUACAAGGGCACAUUUCCCAUACCUGAUGUCUCGAAAAUGGGCACAUGGAAGAUUACUGCACAUUAUGAAGACGAUGAAGCACAUCCUGCCUCCCGAGAGUUUAAAGUCCAAAAAUUCGUGUUACCCAGUUUUGAAGUGAACAUUGAAAUGAAGCAAAGAUAUAUUUUGUUGAAUGAAGAACAUCUUAACUUCACCAUCUCAGCCAAGUAUACACAUGGUGAGAUGGUUAAAGGGGCUUACCACUGUCAGUUUGGAGUGGUAGGAAAAGGUGCAACCCAUGGUCAAAAAAUGAAGCCUAACUUUAUCAGAGGACUGGAGAUGACUGGUUCGGUCCAGGGUGGAGCUGCAGACGCUUCUCUGAAGAUAGCAGACUUAGAUUCGCACCUCCAAAAACAGGAGAGCUCCCUCUCAAAAUUACUGCAAAUGGGAUCGCAAAUCUACUUGGCAGUAUUUGUCACCAACAUACAAAGUGGUGAAAUUCAGGAGGCAGAAGUUUACCUUCCUGUCAUCUCCCACAAAUACACCAUAGAUCUCUCACGAACUCGCUCACAUUUCCUCCCUGGAUAUCCGCUAGAUGUUGUGGCUCUUGUGCGUCACCCAGAUGGCUCCCCAGCAUCUGGUGUGCAAGUACAGAUUCGUGUAUCAGCUUUGGUGGAAGCUUGGGAUGGUACCACUAACCAGGAGGGGGCAGUGUUUCCUGUGUUUAAUAUUCCCACUAUAGAUCGGAUUACUGUUGAGGUUUCAGCAGAUGACCUUAAACAGAGCAAAGUAAUACCACCUGCUUCGUCUCCGAGUGGCAGCUACCUGUACCUGAGUUUUCCCAACAGGGUGUACUCCGUGGGGGAAUCAGUAACUGUAGAUUACAACACCAACUCUGGUCAACAGAAUGGGUUUAUAUACUAUAUGGUCUUAAGCCGUGGGAUCCUACUAAGAACGGGUUCUUACAGAAUUGGUACUUCAGUUAGAGGCCAAUUGCAAAUAACGUCCGAUAUGGUACCAUCCUUUCGCCUGAUUGGCUACUACUUUCACCAGAAUGGUAACAUCAUUGCUGACUCGGCAUGGGUCGAUGUCAGGGAUGAAUGUGAGAUAAACGUCAAGGUGGAACAAAAAGGACCAUUUAAACCUGGAAAACAAUCUGUGUUAGAGUUUGACUUACAUGGCCAGAAAGCCAGAGUGGCUUUGCUCGCUGUAGAUAAAGCCAUCUAUGCACUCCAUGCAGAUAAUAAACUCACCACCAAACAGGUUUUCUCCUCUAUGCAGUCACAUGACCUUGGUUGCUCAUACAGUGGAGGACUUGAUCCUGCGUCUGUACUAACUGAUGCUGGCCUGUCUUUUGUAACUCAGUCCCAAUCAAAGUGGAAAAGCACUCUUGGCUGUGAUUCACAAUCUACACGGCCGCGACGCUCUGUGGAUCUUCAACAGGAAAUUAUGACCUUAAAAUCAAACUUUUCCGAUGAAAAAUUGCAAGAAUGUUGUGUUCAUGGGUUUUCUAUCAUCCCCAUGAAACGAACAUGUCAGGAAAGACUACAGAGAGUCUCUCUGUUGGAACCAAAUCCUCUUUGUGUAGAUGUCUUUUUCAAAUGCUGCCUGGAAGGGGAGCGUCUGAGGCGAAAAAAGAUACAAGAGGAUGCCCGGGAAGGACUUGGCAGGACUGCAAGUAGAGAAGAUAUUGAAGAGUUCUUCUUGGACACGGCUGCUCAGUACAUUCGACGAUUCUUCCCCCCAAGCUUUGCAUUUACAGAAUUUGAUGUAAAUGGAAAUGGAAGGUAUUCUUUGGCUCUUCCUGAUUCCAUAACUACGUGGGAGAUUCAGGUCAUCACUUUGUCUGCAAACACUGGUUUCUGUGUAGUUCAGCCAUCUGAGCUCAGAGCAUUUAAGGAUCAGUUUGUGUCUCUGAGACUGCCGUACUCAGUGAGGAAAUAUGAGCAACUGUCUAUUUCACCUGUUAUCUACAAUUAUGGCGAUGAGACGCUCCAGGUAGCAGUUCAUAUGGAGCAAACUGAGGGACUUUGCUCCCCCGGUUCAGCAACUGCUGCAUCUUUUGUUAACAUUACUGUGGAGCCACAGUCCUCCCAGUUUGUCUCCUUCUCUGCUGUCCCCAUGGUAAUAGGCUCAAUACCCAUCAAAAUACGACUUUACGAUAUGAAGAAUGAAUUUGGUACAGACGCAAUUGAGAAGCCUUUGAAUGUGUUGACAGAGGGCCUAGAAAUGACAACAGAAAAAACUCAUGUGUUUAAAUUAGAUGGAAGGAGCACAAAGAAUGUAAUUAUUGAUGGAUCUUUACCUGAUGACACAGUCCCUGACUCCAACUCCAAUAUUUUCGCUUCAGUGGAAGGAGAAGGAUUUGGCAGUUCACAUGUGAAAAACCUUCUUUCUCCUGAGAAGAUUGCUCGCCUGAUUCAAUUGCCAACAGGCUGUGUAGAACAAACAAUGACAAAACUGGCUCCCACAGCUUCAGCCCUCCGCUACCUUGACCUGACUGACCAAUGGUUUGACCUGCCUGCUGGUUCCAGAGAUGAUGCUCUUGAUAAAAUAGAACAUGGUUUUAUGAGGAUUACAACUUUCAAGAAUAAAAGGAAUGGAUCUUAUCCUCCAUUUGCUUCAGUGACACCAAGCAACUGGUUGACUGCCCUUGUAGUGAAAGUGCUAUCACUGAUAGCGGAACGUCAAGAAGCGGCCUCUGGACAGCAAGGCAGGAAAGCUCAAGUGGUACCAGUAGAAGAGAUCAGGGACCCAGUCAAUUACUUGCUUUCAGCACAGGAGACUGAUGGGUCAUUCAGUGAGACACAACGAAUGCUGCACAGAGGAGUUCUGAAAGGGAAUGACCAAAAAGCAUCCAUGGCGGCUUUCGUAGCUCUUGCACUUCAUCGGUCCCUUCCAUUCCUGCAAACCAAAGAGACAAGUAAUGUGGAAGCGAGCAUUUCAAGAUCAACAACAUAUCUCCUUUCACACCUUGAGGAGCUUCAGCAUCCUUAUGCUGUUGCCAUUACAGCCUACUGCCUCGCAGUUUGCCUGGAGACAAAUCAUUCAAAUGCCUGGACAAAACUUCAAGCAAUGGCUAAGGAAGGGGAGGGUGGCUGUUAUUUGUGGACAAGUAAUGCCAACCCGAAAACUGUAGAUGCUAUCACAGUACAGACUACCGCCUAUGCCCUCCUAGCUGCAGUGGAACUUGGCCACACCGAGUGGGCAGACAAAGCAGCCUGCUGGUUGACCAGUCAGGAGAACUUUCAUGGAGGCUUCCAGUCAUCACAGGAUACCAUCAUUGCACUGGAAGCUCUUGCAGAGUAUGAGAUAAAGAGGCUUGCCAGUCCCGAAACAAAUCUGAUUACAGAAUUCACAGUCCUGGGAAAAAGUGACAUUGUAAGGCUUGAAUUGCAAGGACAGGACAGGAUCGAAACAAGCCUUAAGAAAUUUGUAGGGAACAACAUUAUUGGACAAAUGACAGGAACAGGCAAUUUCAAGAUAAAAGUUUUAAAAUCUUACCAACUAAUGGAACCCAAGGACGAUUGCAAGCAAGUGUCUAUCAGGGUGACAGUGGAGGGGAAGGUGAAGUACACUGCUGAUGUCAUAGAAAAUUAUGACUACUAUGAUUACUAUGGUAACAACGAGGAUGCAGAGACACGAGUGCCACGAUCAGCAAUUGAGUGGUUUGAUGCUCGUACCCGAAAUAGGAGAGAUCUUGUUAGCAAUACAGUUUCAGAUGAGACUGUAACCUACAAAGUCUGUGUCAGUCAUAGCCUGAACAGAAAUCUCACAGGAAUGGCCAUUGCUGACAUAACACUUCUGAGUGGAUUUAAGGCUGAAACUCAGGACCUGGAUAUGCUAAAAGCGGAGCCUGAACGAUACAUUUCCCAUUAUGAGGUCUCCCAUGGAAGAGUGGUGCUCUACUUCAACGAGCUCUUUAAUUCAGAGGAAUGCAUUAGUUUUGAUGCUAGACAGGAAGUACCGAUUGGCCUCCUCCAGCCAGCUCCAGCUGUGUUCUAUGAUUAUUAUGAACCACAAACAAAGUGUACCGUGUUCUACUCUGCCCCCCAAAGAAGCAAGAUGGUCUCCAAACUGUGUUCAGAGGAUGUGUGCCAGUGUGCAGAGAGACCCUGUCAUAAAAUGCAAAGUGCAUUGCGGACAUCAAGAAGAAUCACAUUAUAUAACCGUUUACAGCAUGCUUGCUUCUUCCCUACAGUAGAUUAUGCAUAUAUUGCUGAAGUCAUCAAUGUUUCCAUGAAGAGUAACUUUGAGCUGUACCAAGUGAAUAUAAAGGAUGUGCUCAGAUCACAUGGUGAUGCCCUCGUGAAUGAGAAUUCUGUUCGAGUGUUUGCUAAGAGGCGUCACUGUAAAGAAUCGUUAGACUUGGGAACACAGUAUCUCAUCAUGGGCAAAGAUGGUUUCACAACUGACUCCAAUGGAAUGAUGCAGUAUCUGCUGGAAUCGAACACCUGGGUUGAAAGAAAGCCUUUGGAUAAAGAAUGUAGAACACCUUUGCGUAAAGCUGCCUGCAGAGGGUUUACUACAUUUGUAAAUGACUACAAGGUCGAUGGCUGCAGACAGUGAAACAGCCUGCCAGACAGAUCUGUUACAUGUAAUCUUUCACUCUUUUCUUUUUACUGUAGCUCAGUUAUUGUAGUUUCCCAUGAGAUGCGCAGUCAUCUGAGAGCUCCUUUUUACUUUUUAUAAUCAUGGAAGUAUAAUAUUAAGUAUUAAUCAUUUUACUAAAUUGUACUACUCACAGUGUAAGCAUUAAUCAUUUCUUUAUGUCCAAUACAACUACCAGUGCUUAAAAAAGCUCCUAAUGUUGUCUGGCAAUAGCCUUUGUAUGUGUAUAACUGGUUGAAGCAAUGAAUGGAUGCUUAAAUGGCAUUAAACACAGAGAGAAAAAAAAGAGUGCAUCCGCAAACAAA